Messenger RNA from Chrysochloris asiatica (Cape golden mole), 862 nucleotides. RefSeq names its product polyglutamine binding protein 1 (gene PQBP1). Bases 18 to 815 code for a protein of 265 amino acids. Gene Ontology annotation, cellular component: cytoplasm; nuclear body. Gene Ontology annotation, molecular function: ribonucleoprotein complex binding; protein binding. Gene Ontology annotation, biological process: alternative mRNA splicing, via spliceosome. NCBI's taxonomy places the organism in Eukaryota, Metazoa, Chordata, Mammalia, Afrosoricida, Chrysochloridae. The record is from RefSeq and is a predicted model, not a curated record. The transcript has 6 exons.
UGUGUCUGCUACCCGCUAUGCCACUGCCCGUGGCGCUGCAGACCCGCUUGGCCAAGAGAGGCAUCCUCAAACAUCUUGAGCCCGAGCCAGAGGAAGAAAUCAUCGCUGAGGACUACGAUGAUGAUCCUGUGGACUAUGAGGCCACCCGCUUGGAGGGCCUGCCACCAAGCUGGUACAAGGUGUUUGACCCUUCCUGUGGGCUCCCUUACUACUGGAAUGUGGACUCAGAUCUUGUGUCCUGGCUUUCCCCACAUGAUCCCAACUCCAUCGUUACCAAAUCUGCCAAGAAGCUCAGAAGCAAUAAUGCAGAUGCUGAAGAGAAGUUGGACCGGGCCCAUGAGAAGUCGGACCGGGGCCACGAGAAGCCAGACCGGGGCCAUGACAAGUCAGACCGGGGCCACGAUAAGUCAGACCGGGGCCAUGACAAGUUGGACCGAGACCGAGAGCGUGGCUAUGACAAGGUAGACAGAGAGAGAGAACGGGACAGAGAUCGGGACCGGGAUCGUGGGUAUGAUAAACCAGACCGAGAAGAGGCCAAAGAACGUCGUCACCAUCGCCGGGAGGAGCUGGCUCCAUACCCCAAGAGCAAGAAGGUGGCAAGCCGAAAGGACGAAGAGUUAGAUCCCAUGGACCCCAGCUCAUACUCAGAUGCGCCACGGGGCACAUGGUCAACAGGGCUUCCUAAGCGGAACGAGGCCAAGACAGGUGCAGACACAACAGCAGCUGGGCCCCUCUUCCAGCAGCGUCCAUACCCGUCCCCGGGGGCUGUGCUCCGCGCCAAUGCUGAAGCCUCCCGAACCAAGCAGCAGGACUGAACCUUCACCCUCGCAGCCCUGGUUCUGGGGUCUUUAAUAAAUGCUUU